UUAAAAUUUACACUUGUCACAGAUUCAGUGUGAAAGAAAUUACGCUGAAGUUUAGUUCAAGAGUACAAGUCUGAAACAGAGAGAGAGAAAUAGUAUUUAUCAGAGUCCACGACAUGUGUCACGCUGUUUUGUUGUUCUCUUUAUUUUGUUUUCUCGUUGCCAUGAUACGUCUAAACAUGUUGAUAGUGAGUGAAUGCAUUUCUAAGAUUUUGGCAAGUUGCCACACGUCGAUGCUCACGAUUGGCACGAGUUACGAGUGUAUUUGGAUUCCGUCCGGUAGAUAUCAUUCCAUCCUCCAUCGCCAUUUGAAUCUAUGGAACAAAUCAUGGCAUCAGAAACACCAGACAUUCCUUUGGGAACAUUGGAGUUGGAAUCGCUUCCAGGAAAGCCUGAUAUCCCCCCUGAAGGUGAAGAAUGUCAGAAAACAGAGACUAUUCUGGGAGAAGAAAACCUGGCAUUUGAGGGAGCCGAAACACUACAGGGAGAGUUAACUCCCCUUACCUAUGUCGAUUUCAUGCCAAGAUGUCUGGGAACUGACUAUCUAAAAGGACAAAUACCUGAAUUUGCUGAAUUUGGGACGGUAGUGGAGCAGGCCAACCAAUGGCUGGAGUCGAUGCCUCAGUAUACAGUGUGGAAGUGUGAGACGGUGGGGAAGAAGCUCAACAACAGUGACUACCAGCUUGACAACGAUGCUGUUUUCAUCCACAUGUCCAGUCACGGCAACAACGCCUUCCUCAUGGGACUAAGGUUGUGGCUAACUCCGAAGAUGAACCCAGAUGCCCCCGUACAGAAGUUGUCGUACGUGACCGUGUUGCCGGAGGAGAACACCCAGGGAGGGGGCAGUGUCGCUGACGUCAUCUCGAAUCUCCUCAACCAGCAGACGGGAUACCGCUUUGGUGGCACACAGUUGUUUACACAGUUCAACUCGCUGAGCAAGACUAUUGAGAAACUCUCCAGACAGUUGCAGUUGAACCCUAUUGCUGGCGAGAUUCUGAAUGCUGAGACAAUUAAACUGCUGCUGUCAGACAGCAAACCGAACCCGGAAACCACAUGCUGGGUGGAGACAGGCAAAACCAACCGGCUAUUUGUGUUCGCUCUGAGGAUAUUCUACAUCAUUGGAGAACCAGCAUUUGAGACACUAGGGUCCAAGGACAUCAUCCCAACACACGCCUGUAACACCGAGGGGAUGAUCCAGAGGUUGAAGUUCGCCACAUACAGGUCAACAGUGCAGAAAGCUUCUGAUUGGCUGAAGAAACAGCAGGGCAUCAAGGUGGUGAACGUGCAGACUAUCGAUGUCAAAGUGUUCAAGCUUCCCAAUGGCAACAUAGAGUUUGACUCUGAUUCUUCUGGCUAUGGUGAGAUGGCAUUCGAGGACAGCUGCCAGUUCUUGAAGGUUCUUCGUAUCUACUAUGUGAGGAAACAGAAGGUGACCCCACUGGACGCCACGCCCCCUUCGAACAUGACCAGCAGGCUGUUUGUCCCCGUCCGCAAGAACCAGACAGGAAAAGUCUUUGAGUGUUUCUCCAAGACCAUGCAGAGAGUCAUAGCCUGGCUCAAUGUCACACAGACCCCACUGCUCAGUAUGGAGUCUGUCCAGUACAUGGUGAACCCAGAGAGUUGGGGAACUGGGGUUGCUGAGGACAGAGUGGAUACUAUCAAGAACCAGUCCAGUGGGAGAUAUCAGCUCACCUGUAUCAGGUUGUACUUCCCGCAAGACUUCGAGGAGCCCUCUCCAGAUCUGUUGCCCCCCACGAAGGAGGAUGAGGAGGGUUGGAUGUGCGUUAUAUCUUAGGAUGGAGGCCAUAUCUAGACCAUAUGUUUCAUGUGGGAACAUCAACAUUGUAUAUAGCUGUGGACAACAGUUGUGUGGGGAUUAUCAGAAUGAAUGUGUCAUGGAAUUUACAUCCUGGAGUACUGAGUACUAGUCUUCUAGAUGCAUACAUCGCACACAGACAGAUAGACACCCAGUCCACAGCCUGGCAACCACAACAACAACCACAACUAAACACACAGAAACAGCCACAGACACAACCACAGACACAACAACCACAGACACAGACACAACAACCACAG
Haliotis rubra (blacklip abalone) is the source of this 2073-nucleotide messenger RNA. RefSeq lists its product as uncharacterized. The coding region runs from base 314 to 1792 and encodes 492 amino acids. The transcript has 10 exons. Lineage: Eukaryota; Metazoa; Mollusca; Gastropoda; Lepetellida; Haliotidae. The record is from RefSeq and is a predicted model, not a curated record.